Molecule: messenger RNA, 833 nt
Organism: Phaeodactylum tricornutum CCAP 1055/1
Lineage: Eukaryota; Bacillariophyta; Bacillariophyceae; Surirellales; Neidiaceae
Exons: 2
Coding region: 1-666 (221 amino acids)
Source: RefSeq, a predicted model, not a curated record
AUGGAUAGCCUUCCUGAUGUGGAAGAUUUGGAUCCUUUCCCUCUCUCCCACGACGAAAUAACGCUUUGUCCUUGUUGGAUCGAGAGCCUCUUCGAAUGCGACGACGCUAUGGAGGGCGGCGACGACACGUCCAGCUGCUGUACAAGCGGGGCAACAGUGAAACUUUCAAAUGUGACCGAGGAGCGUAGAGAGGCCGUAUUGGCAAUAGCGGAAAACAAAAGGUCGCUGGAAAAGGCCGUGGAGUUGUUCAAGCGCUUCCGAGUAUUUCGCGCGUCGGUUAAUCGUUUCAUACUAAUGAUCAGUAACAAUGAUCGGGAUGGAGCACUCUCAAGUUUCUCAGAGGCGCUAGAUUAUAGGAUGGAGAAAGGUCGAAUGACAAGGUUUCAUCGGGACUUGGCAUAUGGAGCUGCUAAACGCAUAGUCACAAUUCGAACGAAUGUGGCGAAGAAGUACUUGAAGAAGAAUCCCAUAUGGUCCUACCCAGUCUUGUCCUCGUUCGUAAUGUCGGCCGUCAACUUAGUCACAGGAGAAUCCCUCACGAAUCCGUUGGACGAGAGACGGUUCGAAGAACCGACAAAUUGCCGAGAUCUAGCCCCGCCGAUUACAGUUUACCCGAAAAAGCCCGCGCUCCUCAUGGUUCAGGGCGUCUACUCCCGGUUGCGAUGACUGUAUUGCAAUCUGCUAAAGCUAGCAGAAUCCAGCGACUUCCUAGUAGAGGCCAUGACCCUUCGGAUGCCGGUAUUAACAAAUGUCCUUCACGAGGCAUGGAUAUACCAGAUGCCUUGCUUGACGGUCACUGCGAUCGAAUCCUCAGCCAUAAACGCAAAAUUGAU